This is a messenger RNA of Clarias gariepinus (North African catfish), 2659 nucleotides long. It is a transcript of the gene chdh, whose product is annotated as choline dehydrogenase. NCBI's taxonomy places the organism in Eukaryota, Metazoa, Chordata, Actinopteri, Siluriformes, Clariidae. Gene Ontology annotation, molecular function: choline dehydrogenase activity; flavin adenine dinucleotide binding. The record is from RefSeq and is a predicted model, not a curated record. Bases 250 to 2040 code for a protein of 596 amino acids. The transcript has 8 exons. Gene Ontology annotation, cellular component: mitochondrial inner membrane.
UGUGUGUGUGUGUGGUAAACUGGCCAUUUAAAUAAGCUUGAUUGUAUUGUCGGUGGUUUCAGUGGCCACAGCUGAUUAAAAGUUUCCCGGAGUAAAGAGUGGAAAAGCGCUCAGGAUCCUCCGUGUUUGGAUUGUUGUUAGUGUGGAACUACUUGGUGAAUUUGCAUACAGAGAGGUCCUCAAGGUGAUUGGAAACGAAAUCCUUCUUUCAUGCUUUUGCAGUAGAGGGUUGUGAAAGCUGAUUUUGUCAUGGUGCGCCCCACUCUUUUUGCUUGGCUGCCUUUAGGACUUGUCAGAAAGGCAGCUUUGCCUCAUUCGCAGUACCACCCAGUUUCCUGCUAUAGAACCAAUUCAUCUAAUCAAAAAACUACUUCCUUCAGCUAUGUCAUCGUAGGGGCAGGCUCAGCGGGAUGUGUGCUGGCCAACCGCUUAUCAGAGAAUCCAUCUGAGUCUGUCCUCCUCUUGGAGGCAGGGCCCAAAGACUUACUGCUUGGGUGUACGCGCCUGUCAUGGAAGAUACACAUGCCAGCAGCGUUAACCUACAACCUCUGCAAUGACAAGUACAACUGGUUCUACCACACAUUGCCACAAGAAGGAAUGGAUGGCCGGAUCUUGUACUGGCCUCGUGGACGUGUCUGGGGUGGCUCAUCCUCACUUAAUGCCAUGGUUUAUAUUCGUGGCCAUGCUGAGGAUUACAAUCGCUGGCACACAGAAGGUGCUGAGGGAUGGGACUAUGAGCAUUGCCUCCCAUACUUUAGAAAAGCCCAGACCCAUGAACUGGGAGCAGAUCGGUACAGGGGGGGCAGUGGACCCCUGCAUGUUUCCAGAGGCAAAACCGAUCACCCUCUUCACCAUGCGUUUAUUAAGGCUGCUCAACAAGCUGGCUACCCCUUCACUCAAGACAUGAAUGGGUACCAGCAGGAAGGUGUAGGCUGGAUGGAUAUGACAAUUCAUAAAGGCAAGAGAUGGAGCACAGCAAGUGCAUACCUGCGGCCUGCUCUGGCCAGACAAAACCUGAAGGCUGAGGUAAGAUGCCUGACCACACGGAUUCUUUUUGAUGGGGCUCGAGCAGUAGGUGUGGAGUACCAGCAGAAUGGUCAAAUAAAAAAGGUAUUUGCUGACAAGGAGGUCAUUGUCAGUGGCGGGGCUAUUAACUCCCCGCAGCUGCUUAUGUUGUCCGGAGUGGGAAAUGCUGAUGACUUGUGCAAACUGGGAAUUCCUAUCGUGCAACACCUCCCAGGUGUUGGAAGUAAUCUCCAGGAUCAUUUGGAGCUGUAUGUCCAACAACAGUGCACUAAGCCCAUCACCCUGUUUAAGGCUCAGAAACCAUUCCAUAUGGUUAAGAUCGGCCUUGAGUGGCUGCUGCGCUUCACAGGUUUUGGUGCUACAGCUCAUCUGGAGAGUGGUGGUUUUAUUCGCAGCCGCCCGGGUGUCACUCAUCCUGAUAUCCAGUUCCACUUCCUGCCAUCACAGGUUAUCGAUCAUGGCCGUAUUAUGCCCAAACUCGAGGCUUAUCAGGUACAUGUUGGACCAAUGAGGAGUACGAGUGUUGGCUGGUUAAAACUGAAGAGCAGAAAUCCACUUGAUCACCCCUUGAUUGACCCCAAAUACCUCUCAACUGACAUUGAUAUUUUGGAGUUCCGCGAGUGUGUGAAGCAGUCACGUGAAAUCUUCGCCCAGCCUGCCUUUGAGCCGUUCCGGGGUGCUGAGCUGCAGCCUGGCAUCUCCGUCCGUUCCGAUGCUGAGAUUGAUGCCUUUGUGAGGCAGAAAGCAGACAGUGCCUAUCACCCGUCCUGCACCUGCAAGAUGGGCCGAGCCUCGGACCCGAUGGCUGUUGUGGACCCUGAGACGCGCGUACAUGGUUUGCAGGGACUCAGGGUGGUGGAUGCCUCAAUCAUGCCCAGUAUAGUCAGUGGUAACCUGAAUGCCCCCACCAUUAUGAUUGCUGAGAAGGCUGCUGAUGCGAUCAAAGGGCUUCCCCCACUCCAUGACCAGGGUGUCCCUGUUUACCAGCCAGCUAGUCUGAAGACACAGAGAUGAGACAGCCUGCUGAAAUAAAAGUGAGGAGUAUGUGGAGGAACUUGUGAGUACAUGCUAGGGCACAUGCUGCCGUACUGGAAUGAGGGAACCUAAAAUAGUCUUAAUAUACUAACAUACAAAAAAAAACUUAUGUCUUAACACACCCUGUCUUGUAACAUGCUAAAAGACUUUUAAUGCAGAAUGCCAUACUUUAUAACAUACUACCGUAUGAUGAAUGAGCCUUUUAAACAGAUUAUUUAAUAUUUGCACAGUCCUAUAAGAAAGUAUAAUGUUGUAAACAGAUACUAUGAUACAAGAUCUUAUUCUUAUGCCUCAUUCUUUUAAUAUUAAGGAGCAUUUGGUUGUAGUGAACACGUAUGAAAUCAUGGCUUAGAAACUUGAUGGCUUGAAACUAUGGCUUGUUGAUUGAUUUUUAAAAUAUGAAUGUUUUAAAAUCUAGUUUAAUUAAUUACACUAUAUGGAGGCUCUUAGUUAUUGAAUGGGCAGGCUUAGUGGAUGUUUCCACCUAUUAGUUUGUUUGCACAGUCCAAAUUGGACAGAAUUUGAUGCUUAUGCCUUGUUUACGGUUUGGUUUGAUUUGUAUUUACACUACACAUAAUUAAAUGGAAAAAAUAACAUU